AUGGGCUCUCUAUUCACUCGAGACGACCAGGCGACACCUGUGACUCCAUUCACUAGCUAUACACCACGUGUUGCAAUCGUCACUGGGAGUGCACAAGGUAUUGGAUAUGCUAUAGCACACAGGCUUGCUGACGACGGUAUCGACGUCGCGGUGAAUGACCUUGUUUCAAAGCAAGAUCAGAUCGAUGCAGUCGUCGAUGAACUACGCAAGAAAGGUCGUUGUGCAAUUGCAGUUCCAGGGGACAUAUCAUCUGAGGCAGAUGUCAUUGCCAUUGUCGAGAAAACAGUCCAGGAGCUGGGAAGCGUGGAUAUUAUGGUUGCAAACGCAGCAAUUUCUCAACUUUGUUCAUUUCUUCAUACUAGCGUCGAGAGCUACGACAGUGUUCUUGGAGUUAAUGCUCGCGGCGUUUUCAUGUGUUUCAAAUAUGCCGCUGUGCAGAUGGUAAAGCAAGGUCGCGGCGGAAGGCUAAUAGGACAGCAAAACCUGGUUGCUUAUGUUGCUUCUAAGUUUGCUGUGCGUGGUAUAGUACAGACUGCAUCUAUUGAACUACGUAGACACGGCAUUACCGUAAACGCAUAUGCACCCGGGACCAUCCGUACGGGAGCCUGUAAGGCCUGCCUGACUAAUUUUUUCGCUGUCGCCGAUGUGAUCGGUCCGAUCGCAAAUGCACCGCUGGGGGAGCCAGAGGACAUUGCCAGCCUAAUUUCGUACUUGGCGAAACCCGAGUCUUUCUUCAUAAAUGGUAGUGUCGUUCAAUCAUCGCCAGUAAUCUCUGGAUGCUUAUAA
Molecule: messenger RNA, 786 nt
Organism: Fomitiporia mediterranea MF3/22
Lineage: Eukaryota; Fungi; Basidiomycota; Agaricomycetes; Hymenochaetales; Hymenochaetaceae
Product: NAD-binding protein
Exons: 6
Coding region: 1-786 (261 amino acids)
Source: RefSeq, a predicted model, not a curated record